AUGGUGUUUCUCGGGUUGCAGGUGUGGGUGAAAGAAUUCAGUUAUUCGAAUCUUGUCAUUGAUGGUAUGGAGAAGGUUUGUGACAACACUGGCGAAGAUCCUACAUGCAGCAGAUCAGUGAAGGGAAUUAGCAUUUCUGACCAUUUAAGGUACUUUGGGGUGGAGUUAAAGGGUUAG
Messenger RNA from Arabis nemorensis, 177 nucleotides. NCBI's taxonomy places the organism in Eukaryota, Viridiplantae, Streptophyta, Magnoliopsida, Brassicales, Brassicaceae. The record is from the annotation of a GenBank genome assembly.